This is a messenger RNA of Pungitius pungitius (ninespine stickleback), 2151 nucleotides long. It is a transcript of the gene kyat1, whose product is annotated as kynurenine aminotransferase 1. Gene Ontology annotation, molecular function: L-kynurenine:2-oxoglutarate transaminase activity; pyridoxal phosphate binding. The record is from RefSeq and is a predicted model, not a curated record. Gene Ontology annotation, biological process: biosynthetic process. The coding region runs from base 323 to 1585 and encodes 420 amino acids. The transcript has 12 exons. Gene Ontology annotation, cellular component: mitochondrion; cytoplasm. NCBI's taxonomy places the organism in Eukaryota, Metazoa, Chordata, Actinopteri, Perciformes, Gasterosteidae.
CGCCCACACCGGAAGUAGAAAUAACAACGUAAGGAGCUGCUUGACGGGGGACGCGUCAAGAAGAGUGAACUUUGUCCCUCUUGUAAGGUACUUACCUUAAAAAUGAAAAGCCACGAAGUGAAGCGACUCGCGUGCAAACAUUUCUAGCGUAUCGAAUAUUUAAUGGACAAAGCGAAUAAUCAGGAGUCUGAACGCUAGUCGUGUCAUUCCUCUGGUUUUGCAAAAUAAACACAACGUGAGUUGAAACAGCUUUAGUGAAUUGACACACAAAAAAACAGCGACACGCAGAGUUCUCACCCACGAGCUUUUACUCCAGAGAAUCAUGUCGCGACAACUUCAGGCCCGCAGAACCGUCAGUGUCUGUAAGAACGUCUGGCUUGAAUUCACACAACUGGCAGCGGACUACAACGCGGUGAAUCUUGGACAGGGAUUCCCCGACUUCUCCCCCCCGAAAUUUGUCCAGGAGGCUUUUUGUAAAGCUGUGAGCGGAGGACACCAAAUGCACCAGUAUACCCGAGCUUUUGGACAUCCUCCUCUUGUCAACAUCCUGGCUAAGUUCUUCGGUAAGAUGGUGGGACAUGAGACCGAUCCACUGGAAGACGUGCUGGUCACAGUGGGAGCUUAUCAGGCUCUCUUCUGCACGUUUCAAGCUCUGAUUGAUGAAGGGGACGAGGUCAUCAUCGUUGAACCGUUCUUUGACUGCUAUCAGCCGAUGGUGAAGAUGGCCGGGGGAACGCCAGUUUAUAUUCCCCUCAGGCCGAAAGCUGAGGGAAGCGCCGUCCUGUCGAGUGCAGACUGGGUUCUCUCUGCUGAGGAGCUGACCUCUAAAUUCACUCCGCGCACAAAAGCCAUCGUUAUCAACACUCCCAACAACCCACUGGGCAAAGUCUACAAGGCCGAGGAGCUCCAAACGAUCGCGGACCUGUGCAUCAAACACGACGUGCUGUGCAUCAGCGACGAGGUGUACGAGUGGCUGACUUACGACGGGAACAAGCACGUGAAGAUGGCCGGCCUUCCCGGGAUGUGGGAGCGAACCAUCACCGUCGGCAGCGCCGGGAAGACCUUCAGUGCUACCGGCUGGAAGGUGGGCUGGGUCAUCAGCUGUGGGAAUAUCAUUCAACACCUGAAAGUCGUCCAUCAGAACUGUGUUUACCACUGUGCCACGGCCGCGCAGGAGGCCGUAGCCCGUGGUUUCGAGAGAGAAUACGAGCUGUUCGGGUCUCCGGAGAGCUACUUCCAGCAGCUGCCCGCCAUGUUGCACCACAAGCGGGAGAAGCUGGCCUCGUGUCUGGAGAGUGUGGGUCUGAAGCCCGUCAUGCCAGAGGGAGGCUACUUCAUGAUCACUGACAUCUCGUCCGUCAAGGUGGCCUCGGGUGACGAGAGCGCUGUGGAUGAACCCGCUGACUUCAGAUUUGUUAAGUGGCUAACGAAGGAGAAGGGUUUAGCGACAAUCCCCGUCUCUGCGUUCUACAGCCCGGAGCACAGCAAGGACUUUGACAAAUACAUCCGGUUCUGUUUCAUCAAGGAGGACGCCACCCUGAAUGCAGCAGAGGACAUCUUGAGAAAGUGGAGGCAGACGGAGUAAAACCGUCCCCACACAAGAAGCCCCUUGGCCGUCCAUCCAGGUGUCCCCGGGCUUCUGAAGCCGUCUUAGGUUUCCACCCCAGUGGAAAUGAGCCAUAUUUAGUGUUUCUCUGAGUCUUGGUGGCUCUGUUUAGUACGUAAAGACGAUGCUGUCCAAGUAGUGAACCACUUUGCGGGAAAAACUGUGAAUCUUCCUGUGCAAUAAUAUCAAGUAGAAAAUUGUAAUCAGGUUUUUUAAUGAAUUCUUGCUGUUUUUAGAGUUGAUCUUCUCCGUCGUAGCUUCAGAAGCUCCCUCAAUAUUUGGUUUUCCAUAUAAACCAUAAACAUAGACCCAAUGGAAUUUAGAACUUCUACUACUUUGUUAAGAGUUAUUGUAGAGGAGUUUGACUCUGUCUACUUUGAUUAUGAUAUGUUCUAGAGCUCGGCGUAUUCAACUGGUUCAUGUGGUCGGUGUUGUACUGACGGUGUAGUAGGAUCUACUCCGAGGUUAGAAUCAUUUAUUGUGAGAUGAAAUGUACAGAUGUUUUUUUUAUUGCUACAUGGUAACUAAAUAAAUCAAAACCCGUG